CCGGUUCAGUCCCGUCAGUGAUACACAUAAACACACACACACGCACGCUCACGCACGCACGCUGCUCUCACACUCUCCUCCACGCGUGGAAAGGUUCGGCAGACAGGAACUGUUUUUGGUGAGAGAGCAUGAAUUUGCCUUCAGGAGACCGACUCACACCUCCAACCACCCUGAUGAACCUUUGAAGGAAAACGGAGGAAGAUUUUAACGCAACAUCCUUCUUUGGCGCACUCACGGAGAGCGAUGCGGACACAGCUUCUUCUAUAAAGUGUCACAUGUGUGCAGAAACACUGCGCUGGCGCUGGAGAGCUUUUCUGCAGAGUCGUGUUUUACGCUCGGGGCUGUGAAGGCUGAUUCUAGGACGGAAACAGUCAGGCAACAACCGUGUGCGUCUGGCAGAAGAAGAAAACCCCUCCCGGAGACUCGGACUUGCCUCAGAGCGCAGUUUGACUCCUCAUGGUGAUGAGGAUGGUGAGAAGGAACGGUGCACAGACUGGCAGAGCAGGAGGAAGAGGGUUUAAAUCCUCCUCUGAGAUGUCCUGGCUGUUGCUCCUUCUCCUGGUGGAUGUCGGAGGGGCUCAAGUUGACGAUGACUUCAUCGGUCUCGGAGAGCUGCCAGAAACCUUCCCCUCGGACCCCCCGGAGCCCCUGCCGGUGUUUUUGAUGGAACCAGAGGAGGCCUACAUAGUCAAGAACAAGCCAGUUAACUUGUACUGCAAGGCCACGCCCGCUACACAGAUUUACUUCAAGUGUAACAGCGAGUGGGUUCAUCAAAAGGAGCACACGGUGGAGGAGAGGGUUGAUGAAAACUCUGGCCUGGUUGUGAGAGAGGCCAGCAUAGAGAUCACUCGGCAGCAGGUGGAGGAGUUGUUUGGGCCUGAGGACUUCUGGUGUCAGUGUGUGGCUUGGAGCUCCGCUGGAACCACCAAGAGCCGCAAAGCCCACGUCCGCAUCGCCUAUUUAAGGAAGACGUUUGAUCAGGAACCUCUCGGGAAGGAAGUGCUACUGGAGCAGGAAGUGUUGCUGCAGUGUCGCCCACCUGAAGGCAUCCCAGCGGCCGAGGUGGAGUGGUUAAAGAAUGAAGAUGUCAUAGAUCCUGCAGAUGACAGAAACUUCUACAUCACCAUCGAUCACAACCUGAUAAUCAAACAGGCCCGCCUCUCCGACACCGCCAACUACACCUGCGUGGCCAAGAACAUUGUAGCAAAAAGGCGUAGCACCACCGCCACUGUCAUCGUCUAUGUGAAUGGCGGAUGGUCGACGUGGACGGAGUGGUCUGUGUGUAACAGUCGUUGUGGCCGUGGUUACCAGAAACGCACGCGCAGCUGCACCAACCCAGCGCCGCUCAAUGGUGGAGCCAUCUGUGAAGGUCAAGGCAUCCAGAAGCUGCCGUGUAAUCCUCUCUGCCCAGUGGAUGGUCUGUGGACAGAGUGGAGUAAGUGGUCCACCUGUGGGACAGAGUGCACCCACUGGAGGAGGAGAGAAUGCAACGCCCCGGCACCCAAAAACGGGGGGAAGGACUGUGAGGGCAUGGUGCUCCAGUCAAAGAACUGCACCGAUGGGAUGUGCAUGCAGAGUUCACUGUAUCAGCAGUCUUCUGAAGCUAAAGUCCAGAGUGAUUUUGGAGACUCAUUGGCCCCCAGCACAGAUGACGUAGCUCUCUAUGUGGGUAUUGUCAUAGCCGUGAUCAUGUGCCUGGUUAUCUCCGUCGUCGUGGCGCUCUUCGUCUACAGGAAGAACCAUCGGGAUUUCAACUCCGACAUCAUCGACUCCUCCGCCCUGAAUGGAGGCUUCCAGCCAGUCAGCAUCAAAACCGCCCGCAAAGCUGAUCUUCUAACAGCGCCCCCUGACCUGACCUCAGCAGCUGCUAUGUACCGCGGUCCAGUCUACGCCCUCCAUGACGUGGCUGACAAAAUCCCCAUGACCAACUCCCCCCUGCUGGACCCUCUCCCCAACCUGAAGAUCAAGGUCUACAACUCCUCAGGAUUAGUCACGCCGCAGGAUGACCUGGGAGGGGAACUUUCCUCGAAGCUGUCACCCAAGCUGCCGCACUGCCUGCUGGACAACGGCGACAACACGAUGGGUCGCCGCACGCAGACGCUGCUUCGCACGAGGGAUCCAUCCUGCACCGCUCUCGGCUCCUUCAGCUCACAGGGGGGGCACCUUAUUGUUCCCAACUCAGGGGUCAGUCUGCUAAUUCCAGCAGGGGCCAUUCCCCAAGGCAGAGUCUAUGAGAUGUACGUGACUGUUCAGAGGAAGGACAACCUGAGGCCGUCUUUGGAUGAUGGCCAAACUGUGCUGAGCCCCGUGGUGAGCUGUGGCCCCCCUGGGGCCCUGCUGACUCGGCCCGUCAUCAUCACCAUGCACCACUGUGCAGUGUGCGACGGCCAGCAGGACUGGCUGAUCCAGCUCAGGAGUCAGUCGCAGCAGAACCAGUGGGAGGACGUGGUGGUGGUCGGGGAGGAGAAUUUCACCACACCAUGCUACAUCCAAAUGGACGAGGAGGCGUGUCACAUCCUGACAGAGACCCUGGGUACCUAUUGCCUCGUGGGCCAGUCUCUCAGCGCCUCCACCAUCAAGCGUCUCAAACUGGCCAUCUUUGGCCCUGUCACCUGCCCCGCCAUGGAGUACCACAUCAGAGUAUACUGCCUGGACGACACGCAGGACGCACUGAAGGAAGUUUUGCAGAUGGAGAAGCAGAUGGGUGGGAAAUUGUUGGACGAACCAAAGACCCUGAACUUUAAAGACAGCACCCACAAUCUGAGACUCUCUAUCCAUGACGUCCCCCACACGUUGUGGAAGAGCAAGCUUCUAGCCAAGUACCAGGAGCUCUCCUUUCAGCAGGUGUGGAGCGGUUCACAGAGGAACCUCCACUGCUGCUUUACUCUGGAGCGAUUCUCCACCAGCACGGUGGACCUGAGCUGUAAGAUCUGUGUGCGCCAAGUGGAAGGAGAAGGACAGAUUUUUCAAUUGGAUACAACCCUUUCAGAGGACUCCCAGAGUAUUGACACCUCUCUGUUGGACCCUGCCAGUAACAUCACCACGCUGGUUGGCCCAAAUGCGUUCCGGAUCCCCGUUUCUAUUCGACAGAAGCUGUGUGGCAGCCUGGAUGCGCCCCAGACCAGAGGCAACGACUGGAGGAUGCUAGCCCAUAAACUUAACCUUGACAGGUAUCUGAACUACUUUGCCACCAAAUCCAGUCCCACAGGAGUGAUCCUGGACCUGUGGGAGGCCCAACAUUUCCCUGAUGGCAACCUGAGCCGCCUCGCCCAGGUGCUGGAAGAGAUGGGGCGCCACGACAGCCUCGUUCCAGCUAUGGCGGAGCACUGACAUCCGUCCAGACACAGAAGGAGACGCGAGGGAAAAGAUCAGAAAGGAGAAAUGCAGGACAUUCAACUGGAUUCAACCUGAGUGACAAAUGCUCGUUCUCACCCAUAAAUGCUGCCUGAGUGAGUGUACGCUCAUAGGAGUGAGAAUAUAGAAGCAGCCAGGUCUACUCAGCCGUGACCCAGUUAAACGCUGGCAACAAAUGCUGUAAAAACACGGAGAGUAAACAAGAAUCUUUGCCAGUCACUUCUCUGGCUCCUGUCCACCUUCUGGUACAAGAUUUGGAUAUUUCUGGCUCUGGUUUCCUUGGAAACUGUCCGGUUACUCGGAUGGACCACACAGAUGUGGACGAUUCCCUCACAGCGACACAUGACGAGAGGUCAAAGGAUAAAAUAAAAAAAAGACCAUUCUUCAAAAAAAUCCAUCUCCAUAGCAACUCCACAGACAAGUAGUGUUCUUUAAUGACAUAUUUAAUAAUAUGCCUAUUUCUACACCUUUUUUUUUUCAUACUGCCUGUUAAAUGUGUCCGUUUUAGUUACGUUUUACUGUAUCAUAGCGCCAUCUGGUGGACUAAUGACUCCACCGGUCUGUUCUAUCAGUCCAGAAGGAAAUCCUUUUAUAUCAUUUAGUAAUAUUAAACAUUAUGUAUUUUUUGGUUAUUUAUGCUUCAUUUUAUUAAUUGUAGUCUUUAAAAUAUUCUUAAACUGCCUAAUUUCUACUUUGUCAUGUAUUCAUUUUGCUGUGUUUUUUUUUUGUUUUGACUCCUGAAUGGAGAAAUCAACAAAUUCCCUUUUCCACAACAAACCCAAACAAAUGAAGAUCCUUGGAUCAAACGAGUAUAUUUUUGUAGACCCAAUGCAACUGAAAAAAGCUGCUUUCUACCAAAUAAGUGACACAAAGUGUGAUGGUAAAUUAACAAAAUAAUUACAUUAUUUCAUGUUUUUAGUACUUUUACUGAGGAAGGCUGAAACUCUGAUGUUUGUAUAUGAGAUAGCAGAAGCCAUCAAUAUAACAGUGAUCAUGUGUAUAAUAAUUAGUGAUAAAUGCGACGUUCCUUUAAUGAGACAGCACUUGUGAAUGUUCAAGUGUUCUUUAUUGUUUGGAUGUUUGUUUUACUUCCCCCUGAUGACAUUUGUCCCUGUUUUUGUAAAGCAGUCUAUGCAAACUUUGCAUCUUUUGAAACAAUCUCUACAUUCUCUGCAUCGCCCUCCUCGUUCUCCAGCUUCACGAUUAUUGUGUACGGUGAGAAUGUAGCCCGUCCCGUUUCCAGCACGGACGGCGUUUCUUCUAAAUGCUUGCAUUUCAUCUGUCAGGUUAUUGUACAAAGUGUAAGAAAGAAUUUUUAAGACUGAUAAUAAAUUAUAUUUAUAUGCAACAUUAAAAAUAGAGCACGCUGGUUUGAA
This is a messenger RNA of Nothobranchius furzeri (turquoise killifish), 4730 nucleotides long. RefSeq names its product unc-5 netrin receptor Cb (gene unc5cb). Gene Ontology annotation, molecular function: protein binding; netrin receptor activity. The record is from RefSeq and is a predicted model, not a curated record. Gene Ontology annotation, biological process: netrin-activated signaling pathway; axon guidance. Gene Ontology annotation, cellular component: membrane. NCBI's taxonomy places the organism in Eukaryota, Metazoa, Chordata, Actinopteri, Cyprinodontiformes, Nothobranchiidae.